AUGAUAGUCAUUGGGGCGUGGGGAUGCUCACUUGUGGGCUGGGGCGGAACCUUCAUUGAGGGUGAUUGGGGCUGGCGGAUGCCUAUCUUUGCCCAGCUUGUGCCUCCAGUCUUGAUGUUGGUUCUUGGAUUUUUCCUCUUGCCAGAAUCGCCAUCUUGGCUCCUGAUGAACGGCCAGCGCGAGAGGGCAGCUCAGUGCCUGCGCAAGUUCCGUGGGCCAGAUUUUGACGCCGAGGCGGCCUUGGUUUCCAUGGAAGCAACUUUAGCGAAAGAACGGUCUUUGAACGAGCAGGGUUCGUCCUAUCUGGAGUGUUUUAAAGGAUCGAAUCUGCGUCGAACCCUUAUUGUUGUCCAAGUUUACGUCGCUCAGCAGUUUGUCGGGUCGGGUUUCGUGUCGGGAUACCUCCCAUAUUUCUUUACUCUCUCUGGCGUUCGCAACCCAGUCGGCGUAGCCCAAAUCUCAUACAGCCUUCAGCUGCUUGGCAACAUCUUGUCCUGGCCAUUGGUCGACAGGCUAGGCCGCAGGCCCAUGAUUGUUUGGGGAACCGCAGCAUUGGCAGCUGUCUUGCUUGUCAUUGGUGGUAUCAGCACCAUAAACAAGAGCAAGCCUGUUCUAUCAGCCGUGGUGGCCUUCAUGUCUAUCUGGGGCUUCUUGUACCAACUUACCCUGGGAGCGGUCGCAUACGCUGUAGGAGGAGAAACACCCACGCCUCGCCUCCGACAAAAGACAUACUCGAUCAACGUCAUGAGUAACACGGCCGCAAGUGUCGUUGUCACCCAGCUGAUCCCGAUCUUGAUCAACCCCGGAAAGGCCAACCUUGGAGGAAAAGUUGCCUUUGUAUUCUUUGGACCAUCAUGCCUGCUUUUUAUCUCCCUGUGGCUUACCUUCCCCGAGCUGAAGGGUCGAAGCUAUCUGGAGAUGGAGGAGAUGUUCCAAAAGGGAGUGCCAGCACGCCAGUUCAAGAGUUAUGUCUGCAAGACAGAUAUCAUUCAGCCUGAGGAUGGGGAGAAGCCAGUUGUUAUUACGAAGGACUAA
Fusarium vanettenii 77-13-4 is the source of this 1035-nucleotide messenger RNA. RefSeq lists its product as uncharacterized. Gene Ontology annotation, biological process: transmembrane transport; carbohydrate transport. Gene Ontology annotation, molecular function: carbohydrate:proton symporter activity. The record is from RefSeq and is a predicted model, not a curated record. Bases 1 to 1035 code for a protein of 344 amino acids. NCBI's taxonomy places the organism in Eukaryota, Fungi, Ascomycota, Sordariomycetes, Hypocreales, Nectriaceae. The transcript is spliced from 3 exons. Gene Ontology annotation, cellular component: membrane.